Messenger RNA from Megalops cyprinoides (Indo-Pacific tarpon), 1409 nucleotides. RefSeq names its product forkhead box protein J1-B-like. Gene Ontology annotation, molecular function: sequence-specific DNA binding; DNA-binding transcription factor activity. Lineage: Eukaryota; Metazoa; Chordata; Actinopteri; Elopiformes; Megalopidae. The coding region runs from base 1 to 1380 and encodes 459 amino acids. The record is from RefSeq and is a predicted model, not a curated record. The transcript has 2 exons. Gene Ontology annotation, biological process: regulation of DNA-templated transcription.
AUGCCAGUGCUAACUAGUCCUGAAAUCGCCGCGAAGUUCAAGGAGAAAUGGUUGAUGUUACACCCUGAAGACCGGGACAAUGUCACCGGCGUAGGGAAUCUCGAUGACAGCCUCACCAACCUGCAGUGGCUACAGGAUUUCUCCAUCCUCACUGCUAACCCGGAGAGACACUCCAGCUCCGUCGGACACCCGCAGCGCUUUCUUCCCCCGCACAUGCACCCGCACAUGCACCUGCCGGGCACGGAUUCUCCGUCCAGCCCGCCCGCGGGUGAUACAGCAGCAUCAGGCGUGCCGCAGAGUAUAGGAAACCCCAUUAGCUCCAGCGCCUUAGCCAGCGCGAAUGGGGGUGGUUACCCCCACCAGCGAGCCACAAACCAUGCUUACCACCAGAACCUCGCUAGCCCGUCCGAAAAGGUAGACUACAAGACGAACCAUCGAGUGAAACCGCCCUAUUCCUACGCCACGCUGAUCUGUAGGGCCAUGCAAGCGAGCAAGAAACCCAAGAUCACCCUGUCCGCCAUCUACAACUGGAUCACGGAGAACUUCUGCUACUACCGGCAUGCCGAGCCAAGCUGGCAGAACUCCAUCCGCCAUAACCUGUCCCUUAAUAAGUGCUUCAUGAAGGUUCCAAGGACCAAGGAUGAGCCAGGGAAAGGUGGCUUCUGGCAGAUCGAUCCCCAGUAUGCCGACAUGUUUGUCAAUGGCAUCUUCAAGCGCAGACGGAUGCCCGCUGCCCAUUUCACCUCCCAGAAGCGGGGCAAGGCAACGCCUGUACCUGAGUCCUCCGACUGCUCGACUGGCCAGGCUUACCAGUGCGGGCGCAAGCCGGGCGUGGGCCGUGGCCCCAAACGCAAGCAGCCGUCUUCCAAGCGACACACCGACUGGGGCUCGGAGUCCCUGCCGCUGGUGCCCGAGGUGAAGGAGGCGGACUCCUCGGAGGGGAUCCUCGACUGGGCCUCGGGGUUUGAUGAGGUCAUCAAUGGCAAAGGCAGCGGCAACAACUUCGAGGACCUGGACAUCAACGUGGCCCUGAGCUCCUUGGGCUGCAAGCUGGACCUCCCGCCCCAGGGGCGUCCCCUGGCUGCCGAGGGGAGGUGGUGUGGCGAUGGUGGCAGCAGCGGGGCAGACCUAGCCUGCAGGUACAUGGAGGUGGGCAGUUCCAUGGUGGACUACCAGUGCGGGCUGGCCCAGCCACACCCACCCUCCAGCCUGCAGCAGUUUGAGGAGCCGGCUCUGUUCCUGCAGCAGCAGCCACACCCCUGCAUGGAGCCAAGGGAGGAGCUCCAGGCCGUCAACUUCGCCACAGACCACGGCUAUGGCUUCUGCGAGGAAUUCUUCACCGAGACAUUACUUUGGGAUAGGGUGGAGUCUUACCUGUGACAUUUUACCUUCAUCAAUGCUUUCCCCAC